AGAUUGCAAUUGAUACAAAAUAUAGUUUGCAAUAUUUGUAAAGUCACAGCAUUCUUUAUCCUGAAAAGCAUCCAGUCUACCUGCACAAAAGAGAAGAAUAUCUGUAAAAAUCCACGGAUUUGAUACCCAAGAAUUAGCAGAAAUUGAUGGAGUGAAGCAAAAUCCGAACAAGGAGGUUUAAGAGGGGCAUUGCCUCUCUGCGUGUGCGACAUUUUGCGAAAACAAAACCCCUUUUGCUCCAAACCACUCUUUUUUUGGGGAAUUGUAGAAAUGGGGUCUGCUGGUAUUGAUGAUUCGUCGCAGAAAGCGAUUGAGCCGGAAUUGGUUGACAUUGGGAACAAACUUCUCAGGCGCUCUUCAUCAACUGAUGACCUACUCAUGCUCUUCGAUGAAGCAGAGACUCUUUUAGCCAAGGUUUGGCAACAGCCUCCCAGGUCUACAUGCAAAGCACUUCUUCAGAUAAUGAAGGCGCUUAUUACUGAUGAAGUAUUGCACAAUGAUGAUUUAAAUGUCCAAAUUGCAGUUGCAUCUUGCUGUAAUGAGCUUACCAGAAUAACUGCUCCUGAAUUCCCUUACGAAGAUGAUAUCAUGAGGGAUAUUUUCCAACUAUUUAUGAUUGCAUUUGAGCAAUUAUCUUGCGAGUCUGGCCACAAUUACUAUAGGGCUUUGCAUAUUGUUGAAACUGUUGCAAAAGUGAGAUCAUCCUUGAUUCUGUUGGAUGUAGAUACUGAUGGGCUGGUUGUUGAGAUGUUCCGACUUUUUCUUAACAAGAUUGGGUCAAAAAACUCUUCUGAUGUCUUCAAAUACAUGGAAAUGAUCAUGACUAUGGUGAUAGAAGAAAGUGAUGAAAUUUCAUUUGAUCUCCUGAGGCCUCUUCUAGCUAGUGUCAAAAUGAAAAAUAGGGAUAUUUUGCCUAUUUCAUGGGAAUUGGGUAACAAAGUCUUUGAAAACUGUGCAACUAAGCUCCAGCGUUAUCUCAAAGAAGCAGUGAAGGCAAUGAGUCUGGAAUUUGAUGAUUAUGCUGAAAUAGUUGCGUGCAUAUGCCGUGAAACAUACGAUGAUAAUGACAUGGUAUCAAAAGAGGUAUCACCUGCUGCAGGUGUGGCAUCCCAAACAGAUCGAAUUUCCAAGGCUGUGAAAGAUAUUUGUUCUCUGCAAACUGAUGAUGAUACAGGUGCUCUUAGAAAGAGAAGGAGGAAGCCUAGUCCCGCGUCAAGACCCAAAGAGGAUGAACAUACUAUGGGAACCGGAGAUAGCUAUUCCCAUGAAGGAUCUCCAGGGUAUAAUGUGGAGAAAAAAGACUUAGCUUUGAUGUCAGAACGGGGACACUCAAGCAUGUUAAGCAAUUCAUUGCGAAAAAAGAAAGAUUCUUUUAGUGAAUCCAGUCUUGCAAAAAAUGGUCAGUCUCAUAAGAAAAAGAGUAUGGUUAAUCAGCAGAAGGACCUGGAGUUUACAUCGACAUUGAAAAGCAAAAUCUUGAAAAUGAAGGAGAGAGGACAUGAUGCACCAAAGAAGACUGGUAAAAGGGUUAUUGCUGGAUCAAGUAAGAUGAGGGUGGAAAAGAAAGGAGGUGUAAUCGGUGACCCAGACAAAGAAGAAAAACAUCAGCUUUCACCUCAGAUGCGGGGAUCUCCUAUGUCUAAACCUGCAAAAGCCAAUUUGGUAAAGGAUAAGAAGAAGUCAAAAAAGCCACGUGCCGAUUUUGGAGAAGAGUUAAUCAGUUUAAGGAUACAAGUGUGGUGGCCUAUGGAUGAAAUGUUUUAUCCAGGCACUGUUAAAGCUUUUGAUCCUGAAACAAAGAAACAUGAGGUAUUGUAUGAUGAUGAUGAAAUAGAGCUCUUGAAUCUGAGAAAAGAAAAAUGGAAGCUGUUUCGUGACGAGAAGUCUCGACAAAAACAAGUAACCGGUCAUUCAUCUCCUUCCAGAGAGCUUAUCAAGACUAAAGAAAACAAAAAAAGAAAAGCAGACAAGUUGAAGAAACAGCAACAGCAUGCUGGCUCAUCAUCUAAAAGAUUAAAAGGUGAAAACCAUGCCCUCAGUAAAUCCAAAGACGCUACUUCACCUGACUUUCAUCAAGCCGUGGCUGAAUUUGACGAAGAGACUUGUGAAACUAACAUCUCAGCAAUGGAUGGCGGGGAGAAUCUUGUGAGCAAGGAAGGGUCAGAAAUUUCGAUCAAGGAAACCAAGGGCAACCACAUCCAAGAAAUGCACGAAGUGAUCAACCCCGACGUUGGUUCUUGAUGUUCAUGCAUACCAUGUUGAAGGAUAUCCUGGAUUUAUGGUCAUGUGACAAGAUACAACAAUAGCAUAUGAAGCUUCAAGUAGUGGGCUUGUUUUGAUUGAUACUUUAAUCCCCUAGAGUUUAGGUCAUUUUGGCUUGUUGUAGUUUUGUGUUUAGGCGAGGGUCAAAAUGGUAAUAUCACCUUAAAUUAUUUAUCCUAGUUGGUGACACUUUUGUGUGGAUCA
Salvia splendens (bonfire salvia) is the source of this 2466-nucleotide messenger RNA. RefSeq lists its product as uncharacterized. Gene Ontology annotation, biological process: DNA repair; mitotic sister chromatid cohesion. NCBI's taxonomy places the organism in Eukaryota, Viridiplantae, Streptophyta, Magnoliopsida, Lamiales, Lamiaceae. The coding region runs from base 271 to 2241 and encodes 656 amino acids. Gene Ontology annotation, cellular component: nucleus; chromatin. The transcript has 15 exons. The record is from RefSeq and is a predicted model, not a curated record.